AUGUUAGUUUCACAAGGAGUGAAAGCGAUAAUACGUCCUCCAAGACAAGUAUAUCAACUUGGCGAUAUACCACAGUUUAACAAAAUUCCAGGUUAUGGGCAAAUUCUUCGAAUUGGAUUUGCAGUUGUGUCAAAACGAGGAUAUAGAAUGUAUGGAUCAUUUUAUGAAGCUCCAGAUGCAAUUAGUGGCAAUCCUGUCGUAUUUUAUCUACAUGGUAACGCUUCAAAUCAACUUGAAGGAAGAUUUGCCGUUUCUCUGUUUGUUCCUCUUGGAAUAUCAGUAAGCUGCUUUGAUUUUAUAGGAUGUGGGGCAAGCGAAGGCGACUACGUUACGCUAGGGCACUUUGAAGUCGAUGAUACAAAUACACUAAUUGAGCAAAUUUGCGACACUUUCAACUGUACGAAGUUUGCAAUAUGGGGAAGAUCAAUGGGUGCAGCUACAGCUAUAUUAUAUGCAGCUAAAUACAAAACUCCAAAAGCAAUUGUUGCUGAUUCUUCUUUUACGUCAUUAGUCGACUUAGCAAAGCAAAUAGCAAAGCAAAGACUCAUUCCAGAAUCAAUAUUUAACUCACUUUUUCCAUCAAUAAAAGAACAAAUCCUAAAACAAUUGGAUUUUGAUGUUGAUUCAUUAGAUAUUAUAGAAGCAGUUAAACAAGUAACAAUUCCGAUCACAUUUAUACACGGAGAGAAAGAUAAUUUCAUAAAUCCGAUGAAUUCUCAAAUUUUAUACUCUUUGUGCCCGUCAAAUGAUAAAAAUCUGAAAAUAGUCAAAGGAAGCCAUAAUACAGAUCGAAGUCAAAGCGUUCUGCUUGAUGCAACGACAUUUAUUUGUCAUCAUCUAGGUCUUGACGUCGAAUUCGAAGCAUAG
Trichomonas vaginalis G3 is the source of this 867-nucleotide messenger RNA. RefSeq names its product palmitoyl-(protein) hydrolase protein. The record is from RefSeq and is a predicted model, not a curated record. The transcript has a single exon. Bases 1 to 867 code for a protein of 288 amino acids. Lineage: Eukaryota; Parabasalia; Trichomonadida; Trichomonadidae.